AUGAGCACAGGCUACCUCACACCAAUUAUCCAGCUACCUCCAGGCCACUUCCUUUACUCUUCAGAAAGUGUAAAUGAAGGCCAUCCUGACAAGCUCUGUGACCAGAUUUCAGAUGCUGUUGUUGACGCAUGCCUUGCUCAAGACCCUAACUCAAAAGUUGCAUGCAAAUCAUGCACUAAAACCAACCUAGUCAUGAUUUUUGGAGAAAUUACAACAUCUGCUGUAGUGAACUAUCAAGAAGUCGUGAGAAAUACCUUGAGGCAGAUUGGCUAUGACAGUGACGAAAAAGGAAUUGACUGCAAUAACUGCGAGGUCAAGGUAAAAUUUAUUAUAUUAAAUUUGAAAAUAGUCAUGAUUUUUAAUUUAAUAGGGCAUUGGCCUUCUUGGCCAUAGAAAUUCAAUUAAAAGCGUAUAGUUCUUGAGCAGCAAGAUAGUGAAAUUGCAGAUGCUGUGCAUAGAAAUAAAGCCAUCGAAGAUAUAGGAGCAGGUGAUCAAGGCUUGAUGUUUGGCUAUGCCACUAAUGAAACUCCAGAAUGCAUGCCGCUAUCUCAUAAGCUUGCGACUCAUCUAGGAAUAAGAUUGAGAGAUUUAAGAAAGAAUGGCACCUUAACUUGGCUCAGACCUGAUGGAAAAACACAAGUCACUGUAGAGUACAGAAAAGAAGGAGGGCUUGUGAUCCCUGUUAGAGUCCAUACUAUUCUUAUAUCAACUCAGCAUGAGCCUUGGGUCACUAAUGAGCAAAUAAGAAGUGACUUAAUGAACCAUGUUAUUAUUCCAGUUGUUCCAGCCCAAUAUUUAGAUGAAAGAACCAUUUAUCAUUUAAAUCCUUCAAAUUCAUUUACAUCAGGAGGUCCAAAAGGAGAUGCAGGGCUUACUGGAAGGAAAAUCAUUAUUGAUACUUAUGGAGGAUGGGGACAUCAUGGUGGCGGUGCUUUUUCAGGAAAAGACCCAACGAAGGUAGAUAGAUCAGCUGCUUAUGCUGCUAGAUGGAUCGCAAAAUCGCUCGUGAAAGGAGGAUUUUGUGAUAGAGUAAAUAUUCAAGUCUCUUAUUCAAUUGGAAUUGCUUAUCCGUUGUCUGUAACUUUGGAUAGCUAUGGGACUGCUAAGGAUGGAAAAACUGAUGAAGAUCUUUUGCAUAUUGUUCUGAAAAACUUUGACUUGAGACCUGGGUGCAUCAUAAGAGAUCUUAGACUUAACAGACCAAUUUACCAAAAAACUGCUUCGUAUGGGCAUUUUGGGAGAGAAGGUGAUUCUGAUUUUUCAUGGGAAAUUCCAAAAGAUCUUUCUCAUGAGAAAUAA
Molecule: messenger RNA, 1299 nt
Organism: Blepharisma stoltei
Lineage: Eukaryota; Ciliophora; Heterotrichea; Heterotrichida; Blepharismidae
Source: the annotation of a GenBank genome assembly